Trypanosoma cruzi is the source of this 732-nucleotide messenger RNA. RefSeq lists its product as uncharacterized. Bases 1 to 732 code for a protein of 243 amino acids. The record is from RefSeq and is a predicted model, not a curated record. Lineage: Eukaryota; Euglenozoa; Kinetoplastea; Trypanosomatida; Trypanosomatidae. The transcript has a single exon.
AUGGAGGAGGAAAAACUUCGUUUGAGCGGGCCUUUAAAAAAAAUUUUUUUUUUUCUCUCUCUCCCUCCCUCCUGCGCAUUUAAUACUCAGUCGACGCUCUUUACCUCGGCGGACUCUUUUCUUUUUUGUAUUUAUUACUUUUUCCUUUUGGGGCUGUGGCUCCUGCCAUUGUCUCCUCGUACAAUAAUCGAUGCGAAGUCCAAGGGCACGCAAGUGGAUUGCAUGCGGCUGUGUGGUUUGCUUCGUCAUCCGGCGUUGAAUUGCACGACUGUCCAUUACGCCCAUCACAGCGAGACUUCGAGGAAGAAGAUGAUGAGGAGGAGAGAACAAAAGAGGCGUGCGUCCCGUGACACCGUAAGUCUCCGUGAUUCGGUCGGCAUGUUGAUUCCCGAGGCCUGCCUGCGCCGCGAUCGACUGUCGCCCGACGCCUUGGAUCGCUCCGUUGAGGAGAAGGCGCGUGAGAUUCUUGGUCUUGGCGCGGACUCCGCACAUGCGUGGGGUCCGUACGGCGCGCAAUUUGACAGGCGUGACAUCCGCUUUCAAGGGAAGAACGGCGACAUGCGUCAAUUUGCGGAGAUGGCAACGAGGGCUGCAUCGAUGGAGAAGUGGAGGGGCAUGUCGCCGCAAGGCGAUGCAUUGCUGAAAGACGCCGUUGGAGAGGGACGAGUGCGUCCUACUGCCGUUAUUACAGCCAUUAUCGUCUUUACACGUGUGUGUGUGUGUGUGCUGUAA